Messenger RNA from Penicillium argentinense, 2838 nucleotides. RefSeq names its product MDM20/NAA25 family protein. Gene Ontology annotation, biological process: N-terminal peptidyl-methionine acetylation. Gene Ontology annotation, cellular component: NatB complex; cytoplasm. NCBI's taxonomy places the organism in Eukaryota, Fungi, Ascomycota, Eurotiomycetes, Eurotiales, Aspergillaceae. The record is from RefSeq and is a predicted model, not a curated record. Gene Ontology annotation, molecular function: protein-N-terminal amino-acid acetyltransferase activity. The coding region runs from base 1 to 2838 and encodes 945 amino acids. The transcript is spliced from 8 exons.
AUGGCCAGAACCAAUGACUCGGUGUUCUACCGGCGCAAUCAACAGAUCCAAGAUGUUAUUGACGGGCAGAAUUUCAAGCAAGCUCUGCAGCUCAUUGAGAAGCGCAUGAAGAAGGGCGAGGUCACACGCUUCUUGAGAGCAUGGAAAGCGCAAAUCCUCCUCUGCCUCUCCGACGAACCCAGCCGGCAGCGCGGUGCCACCGAAACGCUUAAGUUGUGCGAUGAAGAGUCAGAAACUACUGAUCUUGAAACUCUUGAAAUAUUGUUUGAGUCGUUGGAAAAGAUCAAGAAGGUGAAAGGGUUCCAGGUUGACGAUGAAACCAAGACCAAACUUUGGGAAAAAGCGGCGAAGACGAGCCCCAAGGACUUGGAUAUCCAGAAGAGGUGGUUGUAUUCUGCACUCGAUACUUCUGACUGGAAGUCAGCACAAAAGGCCGCAAUGAGUCUUCAAAAGAACUUUCCGAAGAAACGAUCUUAUUAUUUCUGGGCCAUUUUCAUGAGUUACAUGGUGUCAGUGGACGAGAAAAGCUCCGAAACCGAUAAGAAGCUAUUUGGAACACUGGCAUCCCGCAUGAUAUCGAAAGCAGGCGCUGAUGUUCCCACGGACCCGGCCCAGCUUCUCAGUCAUCCUCGAGCUAUCCAAAACGCCGAGGAGGUGCGUCUGCUGCUCAAAAUCCUCGAAACGCAGAGGCAACAUGGCGAGGUUGUGAGAAUCUUGGACAGCGAAAACCUCGGAGUCAACUCCCAAAUUGUCCGUGGGGACAGAACGUUUCAUGGUCUCAUGGUCGACAACCUACUACUUGCAGACAACAUGUGGGAUCGAGCCUUUUCUUACGUGCAAAGUCUCUACACUGUUCCCGACGAUGAAGAUGGCCAAAAGAAACUUCUAGAGCUAGACGAGUGGAAAAUAUGGAAUCUGCUUCACCAGUCGGCUCUGCGCUCUGAAGAUGAUUCUGGGAUCAUCACCAAGGCACUGGACCUCGCCGAAAAGUUCCUUGAGUUCGCGCCCAAAUCUCGAAACGCUGCUUUGGCUCGUAUUAUGCUUGUCUCAUGCGCGAUAGAUAAGGGUCAAUUGACAACCGAUGACUGGUUUCCCGCUUGCAAACAAUACGUCGAUCAACACAUCCAUAAGCAGUACGCUUUCCAGGACAUCCUGAAAGCGACCUCCCACAGCAAGGACAAAAUGAGAGCCUUGUUGGAUUACAUUCAGAAUCACAAACAAGAAAACAAAAUCUUUGUGCCUCAAAUCAACGCUCUCAAGGUGGAAUAUUGUCUCUGCAUCUCAAGCCCCGACACUGUGUCCAAGAAAGUCAUCGAAGAUUAUGUCACACGUUGCUUGAAGCUCUACCAUACCACUUUGCAGACGGAUUCGACAGAGAAGGACUCUUCCGCAACCGAAAGCGAGCCAAGCGAUGAUCUGUGCCUUCUUGCAGCGAUGGCUCUUCUCCGCACAGCAAGUACCGCGGAAGCUGAAGCUCAUGUCUCGGACACAUCUCUCAUUCGAGCCGCUGGAAUCCUGGAGCAUCUACUCCAAAGCUCGCCGCUUCACUACCCUGCCUUGCUUUAUCUUGUUCGCAUCUACUCGCUCCUUGGCGCGGGCUCUCUUGCCAUGAGCACAUUCAGCAAGCUGUCAAUAAAAAAUAUGCAGUAUGAAACUGUUGCCCAUAACUUUUUUACACGCAUUGGCAGCAUUCACCCUCACACCACUCCACCCAUCGAGGGCGCGGAGUACAAAGACUUUCACCCGCAGUCAGCAUUAGUCCAAGGUCUGAGGUUCUACCGCAACUCCGAUGUCUCUACCUCAAGAUAUCGAGACAAUGGGUUGAACCUAGGAACCUACGUGGCGGCUGCAGAAAUCGUACAACUCGGAAAAUCUCUUACCAACAGCUUCUGUCGCAGAAUGUAUGCACUGGAUCUGCGACGUGCACAGAGGCUGGUUGGCGGAGAUCCCACCUCUAUGUGGGAUGAGAUCGCCCGAAAUCGCUCUCCUGUCGAGGAUCUGCGAAACUCUUCCGUCUACAUGGACUGCGAAUUUGCCGGCAAACCCGCAUUCGAGGAUCGACUACGUGUGGGUCCGAAGCCAAAUGUCAAUUGGCUUGCUGCGGCCCAGACCACCGACCAGCUAUUCAGUGUGUUGAAGCGUAUUGCAAUCCAAAGCCCUUUGAUUCCGGAGCUGGAUCUUCCGGCCCACGACGCCUAUUCUACCAACGAUGUCGAGACGGACCAGACUGAUAUGGAGAAAGAAGCAGCCAAUAUUAACCUGGAGCUUCUUAGGGUGGCAACAUUCAUGGCUGGCUCGAAGGCCUCUACCUCCGAGCAGGUCGAUAGUGCCCUCGCACAAGUGGAGAACUGGCUGAACUCGAAAAAGGCAGAUCUAACCCUCAACGGGGAAAAGAUAUCUCCACUUAUUACACGCACCGCACUCUAUCUUCAACCAACUGUUCCGGCUGGUCCGACUUGGCGAUACCUUCACUCUGUUUUCACGAUUCUCGAAUCCCUAAAGGCGGUGUCGCAGCUGGUGUCUCUGGCCUCUAGCAAAUCUCCGAAGACCGUGGAUAUUUCCAAGGAACGCGUGGAAAAACUUUCGAACUUGACACCUGUGAUUUUCGAGCUUGUCCGGUCCAACACUCGUGCUUUGAAGACGCAGAUUUCUGCGUCUGGCGUUCUCGGAUCUCUGGUCAACUGUUUGGUCAACGGGGAAGAGUCUGACCGGUAUGGACAGGAUCUUAAGGAGACGCUCGAGGCCGGUUUUGACAUGUCCAAACUUGAGAUUUUCUGCGGUGAGUUGAUGGAGAGCUGGGAAGUGGCGCUCGACGGGGUGAUGGGUGUGAAGCUAUGA